Molecule: messenger RNA, 675 nt
Organism: Sclerotinia borealis F-4128
Lineage: Eukaryota; Fungi; Ascomycota; Leotiomycetes; Helotiales; Sclerotiniaceae
Source: the annotation of a GenBank genome assembly
AUGCGCACCUCCCUCCCCCUCAUUGGGGCCGUCCUCUCCGCCCUCCUCACCCCCAUCCACUCCCUCUACUUCUACAUCGACGGCACAACAGAAAAAUGUUUCUUCGAGGAAUUACCCAAAGAUACCUUAGUUGUAGGCCAUUAUACAGCCGAGGAAUAUGACGAAGGGAAAAGGGAAUGGAGUAAACACGAUGGGCUGAAUAUUUAUAUUUCCGUGGAUGAAGUCUUCGACAACGACCACCGCGUCGUCUUCCAAACCGGCUCUUCAUCCGGCCGCUUCACCUUCACAGCCGCCGACUCUGGCGACCACAAAAUCUGCUUCACCCCCAGCUCUACCUCCGGCUCUAGCAAUUGGCUUAGCGCCCUGCACCCCCAAGGCGGCAUCAAACUCACGCUCGAUUUAGCCAUUGGAGAAACGAGCCAGAUCGAAAGCGACGACAAGGGGAAAAUCAACGACAUUGUGCAGAAGGUAAAGGAUUUGAAUGGGAGAUUACAGGAUAUUAGGAGGGAACAGGUUUUUCAACGGGAACGCGAAGCCGAAUUCCGCGACCAAUCCGAAUCCACCAACGCCCGCGUCGUCCGCUGGACCCUCAUCCAACUCGUCGUCCUGGGAAUCACUUGUGCAUGGCAACUCUCUCACCUGCGAUCCUUUUUUAUCAAGCAGAAAUUGACUUAA